AUGUCUGAAGUUGAAGAAGUCCAACAAGUUCCAGUUGAACAGCAAGAAGUUACUAUCGAAGAUGCUUUGAAAGUUGUCUUAAGAACUGCUUUGGUCCACGACGGUUUGGCUAGAGGUUUGAGAGAAUCUGCCAAGGCCUUGACCAGAGGUGAGGCUCAAUUGGUUGUUUUGGUUGAAUCUGUUACCGAAGACAACAUUAUCAAGUUAGUCGAAGGUUUAGCUAACGACCCGGAGAACCAAGUUCCUUUGAUUAAGGUUGCUGAUGCCAAGCAGUUGGGUGAAUGGGCUGGUUUGGGUAAGAUCGACCGUGAGGGUAACGCCAGAAAGGUUGUUGGUGCCUCUGUUGUCGUCGUCAAGGAUUGGGGUAGUGACACAGCUGAAAGAGAAAUCAUCUUGGACCAUUUCUCCCAACAAUAG
Eremothecium cymbalariae DBVPG#7215 is the source of this 417-nucleotide messenger RNA. It is a transcript of the gene RPS12, whose product is annotated as 40S ribosomal protein eS12. Bases 1 to 417 code for a protein of 138 amino acids. The record is from RefSeq and is a predicted model, not a curated record. Gene Ontology annotation, molecular function: structural constituent of ribosome. Gene Ontology annotation, cellular component: ribosome; cytosolic small ribosomal subunit. Gene Ontology annotation, biological process: translation. The transcript has a single exon. Lineage: Eukaryota; Fungi; Ascomycota; Saccharomycetes; Saccharomycetales; Saccharomycetaceae.